Vespa crabro (European hornet) is the source of this 6698-nucleotide messenger RNA. RefSeq lists its product as uncharacterized. NCBI's taxonomy places the organism in Eukaryota, Metazoa, Arthropoda, Insecta, Hymenoptera, Vespidae. The transcript has 10 exons. The coding region runs from base 2569 to 5004 and encodes 811 amino acids. The record is from RefSeq and is a predicted model, not a curated record.
AACGUGUGCCACAUUCAAAUCUGAACGGAACCCGGGUCAGCCUCUCCGUUGAACGCCGUAAGAAAACGGCACGGAAAAGCGUGGUCGAACGCGCGAAUAGAAUAAUCCUGCGUUUAAUAAGUUCGAACAGUGUUCGUCUAUUUGGAGAAUAAAAUAUUAUUCUUCUUGAUCAUCAUUAAAUCACCCCAUCUUAAUAGCAUGUCCGUUAAGUUCGCUCGCUCGCUCGUAUUCGCGUUCACGCAGUGAGUAAAAAAAAAAAAUAAAAGAAAAAAAACGUGGCGCGUCCACUUCAUCUAUUCGUCCGUCCGUUCGUGAGUUCGUUUCGUUCCGUUUCGUCUCGUUUCGUUUCGUUCCGUUCCGUCGUUCAUUUGUUCGUUCGUGUAUUCGUACGUACGCGAGUGUUAUAUGUACAAAAGAGAUCGAGAGCGAAAACGAGAAACACAGGAUUUGAAAUAAACGCGACGACGAGCAGCACGAGCAGCGCGCCCUAUCUCAGAGGAAAUCCUAUUGGAUUCUUCUUAAUAUUGUCCUAUCUCCUGUUUCUAUCUUUCUAUCUCUCCCCUUCUUUCUCCCUCUCUUUCUUUCUUUUUUCUUUCUUUCUUUUUUCUUUCUUUCUUUCUUUCUUUCUUUCUCUCUCUAGUUUUGUUUAACUCCAUAUCUCACUUCUCUCUUUCGUGUCGCGUAUGAAUUUCGCGGUUAUAUGUAGACCGGCGGCCGAUGUAAAUGUCACGAAUAAUAAAUAAGGGUAGUGCCUUGACCGUGGGUCGAAAGUGUCGCUCAAAGGGGCGAAAUUAUGUGCAUGGACGUUCAGACUAACGAGAAGAAGGAGAAGAUGAACGACAGGAUCAUCGACGAGGACGUGCAGAUCGUCGAAGCCCGUGUUACAAGAGUAAAAAGGCACAUAGGAAUAAAAUCGAUGUAGGUCAGUGGAGAAGGAAAAGGGAGAAAAGAAUCUCGAAUCGGGAUCGUUCGAAAUAAUAGCGAAGAUAGCGAGGAGCAUUUGCGUUGUGUCGCGUUGAAGGGAGUCCCGGAAGCAGAAGAAGAGGAAGAAGAAGAAUAAGAAGAAGAAGAUGAGGAAAAGAAGAAGAGGAAGAGGAACAAGAAGAAGAAGAAGAAGACAACGAAGAGAAAGAAAAAGAAGAAGAAGAGGAAGGAGGGGAAAGAAGUCGCCUCUGAGUCUCGACAAUUCGCGUGUACACAUACACCUCAUGCAGUACGAAGAAUAAGAAGAACGGUGUGCCGUGAGGAAGGAAGGAAUGAGUAUGUGAGGGAGGAAUGAGUGAGCGAGCGGGUGAGGUUAGGAAGGGAGGAGGUGGAGGUGGAGGAGGAGGGGUGUCGCGGAAGGGUGAGUGGGGGAGUACAGUCAAUGGCAAAAGUUGACUGCAUUGGAUGUGUGACAUAGGACCGGCUAAAGCACAGAGAGAGAGCACACGGCGGCAAUGUCUAGUAUCUCGUGCAGCUACAGCCGGACGGCUUGAUGUCGAGGCAUGACCCAUCACCACCAUUACCACCGUCAUCGUCAUCGUCAUCGUCUUCUUCAUCACCAUUAUCAUCAACAUCACUACCACCACCACCACCACCACCACUACCACCACCACCACCACCACCACCACCACCAUCACUGGAUGGAGGAUUGAAGAUUCACGGGAAGUCGCGAAAUGGCGCUUUCCACGAAUAGGAGCAACGUCUUCAGAUCAGACGUUGAGGUUUCGUCCUCCUCCAGAGGUAUAUAAUGUUUCUCUCUCUCUCUUUCUCUCUUACGCGGGGGCACGCUCGCGCCACCUGGUUUGAUGAUGGGUGGCGAGGGGAGAGCGUGAAACUGCGCCACGGUGUAUCAGGGAGGUAGGGAGAGAGAAAGAUAGAAAAAGAGAGGGAGUGGGAGAAAGAGAGAGAGGGGGGGAACGAGAAGUGGGUGGGAGAUCAGAGAGAAAGAGAGAGCGAGAAGGGGAGUUUUCUGUGCGGUCUUGCAUCGUGUAACGUGGUCUUCGACGUCGCUGCCACCGCCACCACCACCUUCACCGCUGCCGCCGCUGUCAUAGUAGUCGUCGUCGUCGUCGUCGAAGUCGUCGAAGUCGUCGUCGUCGUCGUCGUCGUCGUCGUCGUCAUCAACAGCAACAAGAACAGCAAGAGCAACAAUAGCCGUCGCCGUCGUCGUCGUCGUUGUCGCCGUCGUCGUCGACGGCGCAGCACGUCGUCGUCGUCGCCGUCAUUGUCGUCGUCAUCAUCGUCAUCGUCUCUCAGUCAAGCGACGCGAGCUUUUUGAACUACUCCUGCUCCUCCUCCUUCUCCUCCUCUUCCUCCUCCUCUUCCUUCUCCUCCUCCUCUUCUUUUUUUUUUCUUACCGGUACGUGGUUUUUCGCGCAUGUAAUUCGUAAAAGAGAAGAGUCAGCAGCAAUAACAACAACAACAACAACAACAACAACAACAACAACAACAACAACAACAACAACAUCACCAUACACACACACAACGGCCCACUGUCGAUUUAUAGUCGUUCGGUGAGGAUAUGAGGAACGACUUCGCUGCGGACGUACCCGUUGCGAGCGCCGACAGCAGCACGGACGCCAUAUGGCUCGAGAAAAGGACUCCUUCCACGACCAGUGCACACGAUCGAGUGUCAAAUUAAAUUGGGAUCUAAUGGGAACAACGCGGCCUUGGCAAGAUGAAGAACGAGAAUGCUAUGUUCUAUGUAAUAAAGGUUUCGAUAAAGUUGUCGUUAAACAAGAACGCCCAGAUGAAGCGGAGAUCCGAGAAUUGGCUGCCAAAAUGGUGGAAGCGAACAAGGCGAAAAUGGUCUCGGCGGCGGCGGCAGGAGGAGGAGGAGGCGGAGGAGGAGGAGGUGGAGGUGGAGGAGGAUCAGCACAGCAAAGAGGAGCCGCCAGUCAGUGUUUAUCUUCGUCGCAGGCUAAUCUUCCUGGAAUCCUUGGAUAUUUAAACAAGCGUCCGGCCGAUUCAACUGUAUCGAAAACAACAGGAUCGACGGCUACAGGAGAGGGGGGUAAAACCCCUUUGGACGAUGAAAGUCAAAGGGGUAGAUUCGGAUGGACGAGUUUCGAUGAGUGUCACAUACCUUACAUAUUCCGUGCCGGUGAAAAAUAUUGCGCGGUACGAAUCCUAGAGUCUAAGCUGUUGAACAAGUACCUGAGUUACCUGCACUCGGAUAUCUAUAGCUGUACGUGCAUAAGAAGUUACUAUAUUACGGAUGCCGAGAGUAAGCUUUUCAACGAGAUUAAUAUCAAGCAUUGCGAUAAUCAAUUUGGAAGGGAUCAGUUUACGUGCAAGGAUCUCGUAGUGAGGUUAUCCGAUGCUAAAGAAUUCUAUACAUUUUUGGAUGUGUGUUAUACAAAGUUAACGGCCGGCGCGAAUCCGAACGUAACGGGGAGGCACAAGGCCGAGAAGUGUGGUUUCAUACGAAUAAAUAAGGAAUCUGUGGUACCUUAUACGGUGAAGGACGGUCUCCAAUACGUACCCCUAUUUUAUUUCGAGGGCGAAACGGAGAAUUUGAAGUUGAAGGCGGAAAAACUUGAAGGUUGGGACCUUUCGUAUUUGAAGUUUUGUUGCAAGGUACAGGGUAUAAGAAAUGAACUCUUUGCAAGUGAGACAUGCUCCGUGAUCAGUUUGAGUGAUAUUAAAAGUUACUUUCCCCCUGAUACGGGGUUCGAAGAUUAUUGGCCGAACAAAGUGAUGGACUCUCAGUUGUUAGUGAGUAGCAAGGGUGGUGGGGGCGGUGGCGGAUGGACCAGACAACCGCCUACGCCACCGGUGUCGAAGACAACAUCCGUACAAAAUAAUACGAGUAAAGCGAGCCUUAAUUCGCGUGCGGGCCCUUUACAGACAAUAUUACCACGUGGAUCUAGUGCUACGAAUGCAGCUCAAACGCAACGAGUUAGUCAGUCAAGACAAACUCCUGCUACGACGCAUCCCGCUCAUUCCUCGCCAUCGUCUCUUCCAUCUGGGAGAUCCAGUAUCCCUUCUCAACCGAUGUUGAACGUUGUACAGGGUGUAGUCAAUGGGUGGUCUGGACUCGUUGGUGGACAACCGACUUUCCAAACUGCUCUUGUCUCUCAGGCUAAUUCUCUCAUACGUACACCACCUCCAUUAAACAUGCACAAUAUAUCUGCGUCAAGCAAAACCUAUACUACUCAUCAGUCAAGAAGUAGAGGGGGUGGUGGCGGAGCAACGGCUCAGUACCCUGGAGUUUAUCCAGUUACUACUAUGCAAGCCGUUGCUCAGGCCCAACCACCCCCUCUUGUAAGAGCAACGGCGCACACCAGUCAACCUAAUCUUGGUUAUCCAACCUAUGGGAAGGAUGACUGGGUAACUACGACAUAUACAACACCUUCCUUGGGUGUUCCUGAUGCAGUCACAGCCAGAACGUAUCCACAAAUGAUUGGCUUAAGUGAACAGGUACAAGCCCUUAUGCCUGCUCCUACAUCAGCAUCAACGUUAUUAGCACGUCAGCAAAGGCAUACACCACCCGUUCACAAUACAUCCCAUGCAAAAUAUCCACCACCUUUAAUACCAGUGAAUGGAAGUAGUAAUAAUUCCAGGGAUUCAAGAGGAAGAAAAGCUUUGAUAAAUAUAUCGGAAACGCCUCUGUCUAGUUGCCAAGCGCAACCAUAUCAAGUCCAAAAGGCAUUAAUAGAAGACAAAAUGGUACCUUGUAUCAACUUUAAACCAUAUAUCUACUCUGAAUUGUUGAUGACACUCCCAGAUUUUGUGUCUAAUUAUUUUCCUGCCUGCGACAUUAACAGUUGUAGACAAGUUCUUACGGAUGUCUUAAACAUAGAUUUAUACCAAGGGAAUAGACUGCAAAUGAAAAUGUUGAUGGAAGCAGGAAAAUGCUCUUCUUUAAACGAAGAAUUACCACUAAUUCAAGUAGGAAAUAUUAUGAAGUACAUGCCUCAGUUUAAGUACAUGUUUAACAGAGACGAUAUGGUGAUGCCUGCACCAGCACACUCUUCUGAAGAUCACCAACCGAAAAAACGACAACGUACUAGCUAGGACUGGCUACAGCCUUACUGGCCUACUUACGAUUACUAUCAUCCGGCAUUUUAAAUAAGCCGAUAAAACACAUUGACUGAGACGUAAUUACAAUGCACGAUCUUAAGAUCUACAAAUCUCAAAGUCAGAAAAAUACAUACUUGGCAUUAUUGCUUUGAGCAAUAUGAUCACCUGAAUUUCGUGUUUGAGUACAAGAGAUCUGUGACAUAUAGUCUGAGAGAGCCAUUUCUUUCUCCAAAGCAUAUCUUUAUACUAAUGAGAAACAUAAUGCUUGUAAAUAAAGUCAUACAACAAACAAAAAUUGGAGAUGCGCGCGAUUGAUAUUAUUAUAUUGUGUUCUAUGUGAUGUUUUGUUAAAUGUUGCUCUAGCAACGUUUGUUUCGAUUAUCUCAAAAGUUUCGUACUAUUAAAUCGUACUACAAUAAUUUCUGUACUGUAAAAAGGAAAAAGAAAAAAAUGAUAUAUGACAAGCAUCUCUUUUAACUUGUUCGAGAUGAUAUUUUCUGUAAAUAAAACCUGUCCACAUUCUCUCUUUAAACGUGUCCUUGGAGAAAGAAUGCGCUAAAAUAUAUCUGAGAUGAUAUAAAUAAGUUGUUGAGGUCGUUCUCAAAGGAUGCACCAUAUUCGAUAUCUAAAUGGAUAUCAAAAUGCCUAUUGCAUAUUAGAGUGAAUAUAUAUAUAUAUAUAUAUACAUAUAUAUAUAUAUAUAUAUAUAUAUAUAUAUAUAUAUACAUAUACAUAUACAUAUAUAUAUAUAUAUAUAUAUAUAUAUAUAUAUAUAUUUAUAUAUAUUAAAAAAAAAAAAAGAAAAAUAUACAUUGGCAUUUGUACAUUUGAAAGGUGGAGGUAAUGCUUCUUCAAGUUCCUAGUUGUUACUAAUGUGUAUCCUGAUAAAUAGCUGCAUUAAUGGUUUUUGAAUCCUUUGAUUCAUAUUUUGACAUAAAAAAAAAAUUAACAGAGAACAACCUAUUUUGAAAGUUACAAUUUUUAAUUAGUAAUAUUUCAAAGGUGUGCAUACUCUAAAAACGUCAGAUUAUAAGAGAAUUUUUUUUUUCAUCUAUUAUCAAAUGCUUAUAUUUAUUAAAAACAGAACGAUUAUAUGAAACCAGUGAGAAGAAUCCUUGAGAAGAACAGACGUUCAACUUUCUUCUAUUUUAAUGCACCGUACACAGGAUUGCAGUAACAUAGGUUUUAAUAAAGUAUUCAACAUUUAUGAAAUGUUCUUUAUAAUAAAUAAAAAGAAAAAAAAAUGAGAAAAGAACGAAAAACGAGUAAAAACAACAGCAGCGAUAGCGGCAGUGGCAGCAGCUGUCACAACAGCAAUGGCAGCAGCAGCAGUAGCAGGAACAACAACAACAACAACAGCAGCAGCAGCAGCAGCAGCAGCAGCAGCAGCAGCAGCAGCAGCAGCAGCUUAGGAUACAUUAGGUCUUUACAAUAUGAUAACAAUCAAUGGACUAUAUGUCAUCAUAAUGUAAAAUUCGUAUGUAAGAUAAUUAACGUUAAUUUAACCAUUCCAAGAAGAAGAAAAGGAGGAAGAAGAAAAAGAAGAAGAAAAAGAAGAUUAUAGAAUAAUAAAAUUCUUUCGAAAUUUUUUUCUCUUCAUUUACAACAUUUCUUAAUGUUAUAAAGCGAACAAAUGUUAUGUAUAUUACAGAAAGAAGAUACAACAUAUAUAUUGCAUUCGUUGUAAA